CCACCUUCUGUCUGGACUACAUGCAGUAAACACAAGAUUUGUUCAGUUUAAUCAUUAUUGUAAUAAAGUUAUAGUUUUCUGAUAUCAGAGGAGAAAACAUGCAAAGCUUGGUGAUAUUUGAACAUUUUAGAGUCACAGACGUCUGACGAUUUAAUGCACAGAGAAGAAGAAAAUUGACAGAAAGAGGAUGACAGGUCGAGUGUUGGUGGAGAGUUUGGAUUUAUCAGCUCAUAGACUCUCUGUUAAGACAUCUGCUGAAGAUGAGUCCGACCACGCAGACAGCCGCGGUCAGUCCAUAUGUGAUGAUACAUCAUCAGAGUUACAGCGAAUGGCCACCCUGGAUCCCUGUCGACUAAACUCACGAAACUCUUUCAGAGGCAGAGGAGCUCUGUCCAGGUUGGUAAGUAUGGUGGUCACUCUUAGAGACUGGGCCCAUAAAAGUCUUCAGGAGGAACAGGAAAGGCCAGAUUCCUUCUUGGAGCGCUUUCGGGGACCAGAGCUUCAAAUGGCACCCAGUCGUAUAAGCAUUAAUCGACCUGAUGCCCAUGAUGGGAACAACGGCAACAAAAUCAGGAAGAAGACGGAUGUUUUCAUACUGGCACCUGCUGAUGACUUGUACUACCGUUGGUUGUUUGUUAUUGCUGCAGCUGUGUUGUACAAUUGGUGUUUUGUGGUGGCUAGGGCCUGCUUUGAUGAGCUUCAAACCAGAAACUUUAUUCUCUGGCUGGUUUUGGAUUACCUCUCUGAUGUCAUUUAUAUAUUGGACACCUGUGUACGAUUGAGAACAGGUUUCCUUGAGCAGGGUCUUCUGGUGAAGGACCUCGCCAAGUUAAGAGACAGCUAUUUUCAUACAUUACAGUUCAAACUGGACCUGGUCUCCAUUUUACCCACAGACCUUGCCUACAUCAUCAUUGGCAUUCAUGUGCCCGAGCUGCGAUUCAAUCGACUGUUGCGCUUCUCGCGUCUCUUCGAGUUCUUUGACCGCACCGAGACCCGCACGAACUACCCCAACAUGUUCCGCAUUUGCAACCUGGUGCUCUACAUCUUAGUUAUCAUUCACUGGAAUGCCUGCAUUUACUUUGCCAUCUCAAAGUCUCUGGGAUUCGGAUCGGACCAAUGGGUCUAUCCGAACAUCUCCGAUCCUGAGUUCGGGAUGCUCACGCGAGGAUACGUCUACUGCCUGUAUUGGUCCACCCUCACGUUGACCACCAUUGGGGAAAUGCCCGCUCCGGUGCGUGAUGAGGAGUACCUUUUUGUCGUUUUUGACUUCCUUGUUGGUGUACUCAUUUUCGCCACCAUCGUCGGUAAUGUAGGGUCCAUGAUAUCGAGCAUGAAUGCCACAAGGGCUGAGUUUCAAGCUCGCAUCGAUGCCAUCAAACAUUACAUGCAGUUCCGGAAGGUCAGCAAAGAGCUAGAAGCCAGAGUCAUCAAAUGGUUCGACUACUUGUGGACCAAUAAGAAAUCGAUCGAUGAGCAGGAGGUUCUUAAGAACCUGCCCAACAAACUACGGGCUGAGAUCGCUCUUAAUGUACACUUAGAAACGUUAAAGAAGGUCCGUAUCUUCCAGGAUUGUGAGGCAGGUCUUCUGGUGGAACUGGUCCUCAAGCUGCGGCCACAGGUUUUUAGUCCCGGAGAUUACAUCUGCAGAAAAGGGGACAUCGGAAAAGAGAUGUACAUCAUCAAAGAAGGUCGCCUUGCCGUCGUCGCUGACGAUGGGGUGACCCAGUUCGCGCACCUAACGGCCGGCAGCUGCUUCGGAGAGAUUAGCAUCCUCAACAUCAAAGGAAGCAAAACGGGCAACCGUCGCACGGCUAACAUCCGUAGCAUCGGCUACUCUGACCUGUUUUGCUUGUCGAAGGAUGACCUCAUGGAGGCUGUAAUGGAGUAUCCCGAUGCCAAGAAGGUUCUGGAGGAGAGGGGAAGGCAGAUCCUUUUGAAAGAAGGUCUACUGGAGGAUUUGGGAGCUGGUGGAUUGGGAGAGGAAAAGAUAGAAGAGAAAGUAGAGAGGUUGGAGGCUUGUCUUGAAAUGUUACAGACUCGCUUCGCCCGCUUACUAGGUGACUACACUGCAACUCAGCAGAAGCUGAAGCAGCGGCUCACGGCUCUGGAGUGCAGGACACAUCAGUCUGGUAGUGGCUUUCUCUCAGAUGGCAAUGACAGCACCAUUGAUGGUAAUGGUACCCACAGUGAGGUCAACAUCCAACUCUGAGCACUUUUGUCGAAAACAAAACAUUGUACGUACAGUAUUGUACGUCUUAAUAACCAAUGAUAGCAAUAAUGCUGCUCCUAAGAAUUUAUCCUUAGAUUUAAUGAUAAACGCUAGACACAACAGUGUUCUGUCGGACAGUCCAGAAUAGAUGAAUGUAACAAUAAUGUGUAAGCGAACAGUAUCACAGUCCUCUGUAAGCCCUGUUGAUCGUGCCAGUCCUUUGUCUUGUGUUGAAAUCUGGAUGCCACCAUCUAGGUUGGCAUUGUUUUCCUAGUAUUCUGACCCCUUUGCUUUGUGUGUUAUGUUCUUGUUUCAUGGUCAUGCUUUGUCAGAGAAUGAUGUUUGAGUCUUCUCCAAAGUCAUGCUGCGUUC
Messenger RNA from Paramisgurnus dabryanus, 2581 nucleotides. Lineage: Eukaryota; Metazoa; Chordata; Actinopteri; Cypriniformes; Cobitidae. The record is from RefSeq and is a predicted model, not a curated record.